Suillus clintonianus is the source of this 1825-nucleotide messenger RNA. RefSeq names its product tryptophan synthase beta subunit-like PLP-dependent enzyme. The coding region runs from base 104 to 1513 and encodes 469 amino acids. Gene Ontology annotation, molecular function: cysteine synthase activity. Gene Ontology annotation, cellular component: cytoplasm. Lineage: Eukaryota; Fungi; Basidiomycota; Agaricomycetes; Boletales; Suillaceae. The record is from RefSeq and is a predicted model, not a curated record. The transcript is spliced from 17 exons.
CGAUCAUGCACGAACUUGAAUACGUGCGUUGGAGCCGUGCGUAUGCCAGUCGCCCGACUAUAUGUAGCCCUAAGCCCGUACUCGACGUUGUUCAAUUCAUGCCAUGAAACUUUUUGAGUCGACGUUACUUCCGUUUUCCAAUGCAGCUGUCCGCAAUAUCACAUACGGCAUUCUCAUCGGAUUUACCUUGUCUAUAACAUCCAAGUCCAUAUCAUCAUAUUGGCGUUCUCGACGACGUCAAAGCCUCUCGCAUGAACCAUUCGAGUCUCGGCCAAUUGAGUUGAGAAGUGACGAGGUCCUGCAUGGUGUCACUGGGUUGAUAGGGAAUACACCUUUGGUGAGGAUCAACUCGUUGAGCGAUGUUUUGGGAGUCGAGAUUCUUGGAAAGGCAGAGUUGAUGAAUCCCGGAGGGAGCGUCAAGGACCGAGUUGCUCUGCGCAUAAUUGAAGACGCAGAGCGGCAAGGUUUGCUGCACCCUCACACUGGAUCCCGCAUUUUCGAAGGCACUGUUGGAUCUACCGGCAUCUCAAUAGCGACCAUAGCAAAGGCAAGGGGAUAUGAUACAACGAUCAUCAUGCCGGACGAUGUGGCCCAGGAGAAGGUGAAUGCGUUGCAGGCCCUUGGAGCCGAGGUCAUGCGUGUUCGUCCUGCGAGCAUCGUCGACAAAAAACAGUAUGUGAACAUCGCUAGGCGAGCAGCCAUCGAAUUCGGACGUUCAGACGUAGUGAAAGGCUUGACGAACGCCCAUAUCAGCCACGAGCUUCAGACAGGUUCUGCAUCUGUGGUAGUCACCACUACGUCGUCGCAUGUCCAUGCAGAAGGCACCAUCGACGACCCGCUGGAUCAAGAUCUGUUAAUCAAACCAAGGGGCUUCUUCGCCGACCAAUUCGAGAAUCGCAGUAAUUUUGAAGCCCAUUAUGAUGGGACUGGUCCAGAAAUAUGGCGUCAAACUAACAGUCAUAUCGAUGCGUUUGUAUCUGGAGCAGGGACAGGCGGGACGAUCGCAGGCACUGGACAAUUUCUUAAAACAAUGAAUGAAGAGGUGCAGGUCGUCCUAGCGGACCCAGAAGGCAGUGGGCUUUAUAACAAGGUCAAGCACGGCGUCAUGUACGACCGCAAAGAAGCCGAAGGGACCAAACGAAGGCAUCAAGUUGACACAGUAGUCGAGGGAAUAGGAAUCAACCGCAUGACAAACAACAUCGACCUAGCGAUCCCAAUCAUAGACGACGCAUUCCGGAUAACUGACGUGGAAGCGGUUGCCAUGUCCCGAUACCUCGUCCAAAACGACGGUCUAUUUCUGGGCUCCAGCAGCGCCUGCAAUUUGGUGGCAUGCGUCAAAUUCGUAAAGAAAAAGGGAUGGCGGGAAGGUCAAACACUCGUCACGAUCUUAUGCGACUCUGGCAAUAGACAUUAUUCCAAGUUCUGGAAUGAUGAAUACUUGCGUAAAGCUAAUAUCCCUGUCGACCGCAGUAUAAUCGACGAUCUAAUCGCCCAACCUGGUUCUGGAGUUUAACAAAUCUCAAUAAUGAAUCCAUAAGUUGCAUGGGAUAAACAAUGUAUGCGAGUGCUAUGGUACAAAUGCUACUUGAUGAAGCAAACGGCGGGAUAAAGAUAGCAAGGACAUCAAAUCGAAGGCCAUAGUUGGGCAGGUAUGCUAGGUGAGCCCCUGUCGCGGGAGGAUGUGGUGAAAUGCGCGAUGUCUCCUUGGAUGGAGAUACACUUAGCGCUGUGUGGGAGAUGCCGUUCAUACUAGAGAAACUCGUUAGUGUCUAGGCUAUGGGGGAAAAGAUAGAUACACAUACGGGGUAUCCUGAGCAGCAGCAGC